CAAAAAAUGGCGUCGACUGCUGUACAAGUAAGAGGCAUUUCCUUUACUCAAAAUAAGACGCACAAGAGAAGAGCGAGCGAAGUGUAGAUGACCUGAUAGCCGUACUGGUCAGCAUGGGUUUUGAGAUCACGGACGGUCAGCAGGCUGUCCAGGCAGGAAAACUCACAGUAGAGGAGGCAGUUGAAUGGAUACUGCAAGGGAAGCCUCAGGCAGCUCCAGCUUUACCUGGGAAUUCAGUGCUGAGACUGAGACCACAACAGGGUAGCAGUCUGGACACAGCCCCCAGUGCCAUGGCUAGCUUUGUGAAGCCAGUUCCCAUUCCUGAGCACGUCACAGCUCCCUCUGCUGCCAGUCAGCUGGGAGAGGAAGACAAAGAAGAGGAGCAGCUGGCCAGUAGAAUGAGGAUGAGUGAUGAACAAAGAAAAAUAAAAGAAACUUUUGAAGAGAAGCAGAGAGAAGAGGCAAGGAAAUCUGCACUGUCAGAGAAAAAAUUGAAAAAGAAGGCACAUGAGCAAGCCUUAAAACAAAUUGCUGAAGACCGUGAACUUCAGAAACAGAGGAAGUCAGGUGGUCCUACAUCACCACGGCAACAGGCAGUAGAAAGGGAUAGCCAAGACACAGUGUUAGCCACGUCACCACUGAAACCAGCACCCUCCACUCAGGACAAAUGUUUGCUUCAGAUCCGUCUGAUGAAUGGCAGAGUUCUAAGACACACUUUCAGUCCUGGCGCCACUCUCAGUGAUGUCUGGGAUCUGGUGCAGGAACAGGGGCAAAACAGUAUCACAGGCAUGGCCUUCAUGCAACCCUUUCCCAGGCGGGAGUUCACUAGAGAGGAUCUGACGCGGUCCCUCUCUGAGUUGGGGCUUACCCCUACAGGGUCCUUGGUGCUGAAGAAAAUGGAGACUGCCUCAGAAGAUACUGCCUCAUCCAGCAGCUCAGACACAGCUGUGAACACACAGCCAGAUGGCGCCACCUCACUAUCACCACCACCGCCACCAUUACUACCCCUUCCAGCUAAAGUAGCGAAUAAGGAAGCUGUUGGUGUGGCCACUAGAAGUCCAGUAGGUCAUUCCUGGGGUGGGGCUGGACACAGAAUGGACACUGAAGAAGAGGCCAGUGGAGUACAAGAACAGGCAGAAGGUCCGUCUCCUAUGGACAUUGUUGCUGAUGCUGCCAGAGAAACAGAUGAUGAGGAGGAGGAAGAGAUGGAGGAAGAGGGACAUGAUGUUGUUCCAGGAGGAGGAGUUUUGCCAGGAAUGUUACCACCACAUCCUAUGUUUGGAGGGGGAGGACAUCAUCAGUGGGGAGAGGGACAGAGACUGGCAGGAGAUGUACCAGUUGUGCCACAACUUCCAGCUCAGUUAGCUAAAAAUGCUGCAGCUGCAGCAGCUUUACAAAGGAUAGAUCAGCCACAGCAGCCAACACAACCUGUACAACUAAACCAAGAAGAACAGUCACAAUCCACUCACCAGAGUGAGCCACCUUCUAGGCAGCAGGCAAGAGGAGCCCAGGUCCAUACCCUCCUCCAGCAGUGUACUCGUCAUGUCAGCCAGCGCCUGUGUGACCCCAGGGUAAUGUCAAUGACCUCCCCCCUGGGGUGUUUACCCACAGAGCUGGCCGAAAAGUUGUUGCAAUAUGUACUAAAGGAGAGACUGCUCAAACCAAAGACUCUAAACGCUUUUUUACCCUGCCAUCUACGUCAACUGGUAUUUGAUUUUUAUCCCUAUACAACAAAUGAACUGUUAGCAGCAGUGAGAUUUCACACCAGUGUGGUCCACGUCAGUCUCUGUUCCUGCACACUGAUCACAGACAAGGGACUUCAGCCUCUGGUCACUCUGAGAAAGUUAAAAUAUCUCAACCUCAGCUGCUGUGGACAGAUAACCAAUGGCUGCUUUGAUGUCAUAAAAGAGUUUCCGCUGCUUGUCACACUGAUACUGGAAGGUACUAAAGUGACAGAUGAAGGCGUGCAGGAUUACGCUAACUCCGAACCCUCAGAACUUGUCAACCUCAACCUCAAUAAAACUGCUGUGACACAUGCAAUAUUCUCUAGUUUACAAAAGUUACAAAAACUAAGAAGUCUGAAUUUAGACCAAACACAGGUCCACAGUCUCUCAGGUCUCCAGAGUCUACAGCAGAUAGACAGUCUUAGUGUGGCAGCCACAGGGAUAGGAACAGACUCUCUCCUGGUGUUGUCUAUGUUACAUAACCUCAGUGGACUGGAUAUCUCCAGGACAGAGCAUGUAGAGGGAGACACUGCUCUACAGUAUAUAGCAGGACUUAGGUUACAAAGUCUAAAUUUUCCAAGCCGUUUGUCAACAACAGGUGCAGGAAUGUUGCAUGUAGCAGCCAUGCCACUCACUUCCAUGGACCUUACAAAUUAUAUCUACAUCCAAGACAGGGGACUGGAAAGCAUAGGGAAGAUCACAAGCUUGAGGCGCCUCCUUUUGACUAAUACCAACAUCACAGAUGUGGGGAUGAUGUUCUUAGAAGGGUUAACAAACCUUGAAGUUUUGUAUCUAGACAAAAAUGCAAUAUCAGAUGAGGGUGCUGCAGUGAUCAAAGCCUUCUCUAGACUUCAGGAAUUAAGUCUGUCAGAAACCAGAGUAUCCAGUGAUUUUCUAGUGGCAGGAAUUCUUAACAGGUGUCUCCAGUUGACCAAACUUAAUCUGAGCAGAACUAGAGUGUCUGACAGAGGUAUAAAAUGUCUGAGACUGCCGCACUUGGCCCUAUUAAACUUGGACGGGACGCGGGUCAAGAUGACCACUGUCCUCAAACUAGACGGUCUGCCGGAACUGAAGAACGCCAGCGCAAAGAACUUAACAGCUCCAGGGGACAGCUCUGAUGAUUAAAGCAGCAAGACGUCAAUGAAAACAAAGAAUAUGUUUUUCAAUUUACAUAUUCAUAUCGUUUUCUGGUGUCAGAAACAUGUCAGUGUACCAUUACCCCUGGGGGGGGGGAUCCUCAACGUAAUCAUUUCCUUCUAUUGCACGGUGUAACAUGAAUAUCUGACUCCCAUGAAUAUUUGACUCCCGGAGUCGAAUCUGACUCCUCCAUGAAAUCUUGACUCCCAGGGGCGCUGAUCCUAACCCUAACCCUAACCUGCAACUUACAAAAAGUGCCAAGGUAUCCUCCAUUAUGCGUGCUACAAGAUAAAAGUCAUAUACUCAAAUAAUAU
Molecule: messenger RNA, 3175 nt
Organism: Lingula anatina
Lineage: Eukaryota; Metazoa; Brachiopoda; Lingulata; Lingulida; Lingulidae
Biological process (GO): ERAD pathway
Cellular component (GO): endoplasmic reticulum
Molecular function (GO): protein binding
Source: RefSeq, a predicted model, not a curated record